Molecule: messenger RNA, 387 nt
Organism: Aspergillus thermomutatus
Lineage: Eukaryota; Fungi; Ascomycota; Eurotiomycetes; Eurotiales; Aspergillaceae
Exons: 1
Coding region: 1-387 (128 amino acids)
Source: RefSeq, a predicted model, not a curated record
AUGGCACGUACUGUUACCAAUGCUGGUCGCACUCUACAGCCCCUUCCAGGGUCUCAUCCUGAUUUGCUCAGGCGUCUGAUGCGCCACCCACGCAUACCCAACAUUCCAGAUGAGCAACUAUUCGAAACGGAUAUAGACAACGUCACAGCGACGCAGAUUGAUGACAGUUCUGUUGCUCUCUUGACUCAGGACCACUUCGAUGACAUGUUCGACAAUGAUCUGGAGCGAUAUGAGGAGCCUGAUGCUUUUUCAGGCCCACAAGUGAUGACUGGGGACUUGCGACGUGUAUGGAAGGCCACCUGUGUGUAUGAACAGCUUGCCGAAAAUCACCCACGAAUUGUUCGCUUCCAACACCGCGACCCAUUCUUUGGGAUUCCUAUUCUGUAA